Lentinula edodes (shiitake mushroom) is the source of this 347-nucleotide messenger RNA. RefSeq lists its product as uncharacterized. Bases 132 to 314 code for a protein of 60 amino acids. Lineage: Eukaryota; Fungi; Basidiomycota; Agaricomycetes; Agaricales; Omphalotaceae. The record is from RefSeq and is a predicted model, not a curated record. The transcript has 2 exons.
GAGAACGUCAUUCUAACGCCAGAAUCCAGCAUCGAUUUGUACUUUUCAAAGGUCCUCCAACAUCAACUCCGAAAGACUUACUUGAAGGCGUGCUUUGAUAAGAAACUACGGAUCAAUCUGCACUGUGGAAUAUGGUGACGGUAUGGGACGUUAUCGGGGAUAAAUCUUACUCGUUCGUCUGGAUGACCUUUUGGGAGAUCGAGAAGGGAAAGUUCAUACGAUUUAUGAUUAUAAAUGGCGUGAACCAUUUCAAGCAUUGGGAUGAGCCCGAGAAGACAAUGGGAGUGUUCAGACGGUUACUAGACACAUCUUAAAUCCUAGCAACUCGAAUUUCAUUUGAGUGUGAU